AGGAGGCCCAGGAUAAAUGGUUUGGUCGUUUGAUUGGUGGGGCGUUGGAGGUACUGCUGACUACUGUCACGGGAUGAGUGGAAUAUUAGAAUCUGGCAGGGAAUUCAGGAAUUGGUGCGCACUGAAGAUUAGAGAGAAUGCCAUAAGUUACUUUCUGCGGUAAGUACGUAAUAUUGAAUUUGAGAGCUGCAGAGCCUUGAUAGCACACCAUGAACUCCUCCAUCUCGCAGCUGCUGUCUCUCGAGAAAGCCAAGGAUCUUGUGGAUUCCACCCAAGCUUUUCUCUUCGAUUGCGAUGGUGUCAUUUGGAAGGGCGACAAGCUUAUCGAUGGCGUCCCUCGCACUCUUGACUUUCUUCGAUCAAAGGGCAAGAAGCUGGUGUUCGUCACAAACAACUCCACAAAAUCAAGGAAGCAAUACGCCAACAAGUUCCUUUCCCUUGGCAUUUCAGUUUCCGAGGAGGAGAUAUUCUCUUCAUCCUUUGCUGCCGCAAUGUACUUGCAACUCAUUAACUUUCCCCAACACAAGAAGGUUUAUGUAAUAGGUGAACAGGGCAUUUUAGAAGAGCUGCAGCUUGCUGGCUUUACCGCUCUUGGCGGCCCUGAAGAUGGUAAAAAGACUGUACAGCUGAAAUCAAAUUGCCUCUUUGAACAUGAUAAAAGUGUUGGAGCAGUUGUUGUUGGUCUUGACCAGUAUAUCAACUAUUACAAACUUCAGUAUGGAACCCUUUGUAUACGUGAAAAUCCGGGAUGCCUUUUCAUUGCAACCAAUCGUGAUGCAGUUGGACACAUGACUGACUUACAAGAAUGGCCUGGUGCUGGGUGUAUGGUAGCUGCUAUCUGUGGAACCACCCAGAAGGAGCCUAUUGUAGUUGGAAAGCCAUCCACUUUCCUAAUGGACUUUUUACUAAAGAAAUUCGACAUUAGUUGCUCCAAAAUGUGUAUGGUGGGUGAUAGAUUAGAUACUGAUAUAUUAUUUGGACAGAAUGCUGGGUGCAAAACACUGCUCGUUCUUUCAGGUGUUACAACUCUUUCUGCUCUUCAAGAUGCUUCAAAUAAGACGCAUCCAGAUUACUAUACAAACAAGUUGUCGGACAUCUUUGAGAUGUUGCAACCAUAACUUCAUCAGUUGUCUAUGGACAUUCUUUGAGGCCAAAGUUUAGAUCAUGCUGGGCCUCCAAUGUAUUGUAUGUUUUUUCCAUAAUACAUCUUGACUGCUAUUCAUCUGCGUCAAAGAUAAAAGAAAAACCUAGAUACUU
This is a messenger RNA of Fragaria vesca subsp. vesca, 1257 nucleotides long. RefSeq names its product phosphoglycolate phosphatase-like. NCBI's taxonomy places the organism in Eukaryota, Viridiplantae, Streptophyta, Magnoliopsida, Rosales, Rosaceae. The record is from RefSeq and is a predicted model, not a curated record. The coding region runs from base 210 to 1118 and encodes 302 amino acids. The transcript is spliced from 11 exons. Gene Ontology annotation, molecular function: phosphatase activity.